UUUGCCACUCUUGAGAGAUCAUUAGACAAAAAUAGAGCAAUCUCGAUGUAUAAUGACAUGCAAAUGUACGUUGACCAGACUCUCUCAAAUUUCUACCAAAGAAUCACAAGUGACUUAACAUGUCUAUGCCGGGAGAAAACAAUGGGCUAUUUCAAAGAGUUGCAAGAGCAACAAAGAGACUUAUCCAAAAAGGUAGAAAAGUUGUCGGUCUCUCCAAAGCCAAUUCCCAUCGAAGAGUUCAUAGGGAACCAGAGCUUCGAUAGGGCCUACUUUGAGGCAGAACCAGUCCCAGAUGAUAUUUCAACUCAUCCUCAAACAUGUCUAAUAUAAACCACUCAAGUCAGAUGAACCUGCAGAAGAUGCUGAUCUCAACUGCUGAGGAGAAUGAAAAUCUUAUUAAUGAGAUAAACGAGCUGAAGAAGGUAAGGAGUCCUCCAAUUCCCCCUCAGACACAGUACCUUAAGAGAAGACACCGAGUCUACUCUCCUCCAAUUCAUAAUCCCAGGAGGAGAGUGCGGACCCAGCAUAAGAGGAAAACCAGAAAUGUGCCUUCAAAGCAGAGUAGAAAUAACAUCUGCAAAAACUCCACUAUUGAGCAAGAGAAGUCAUCCACUUCCAAUAUGAACCAAGACUUGAUCAUUCCUGAAUUUGAGCUAGGUGAAAACAGACUUUUUGAGAAAGAAAAGGAGAGGUCGCCCACUCCUACUAACUUCCAAAAGUACAUGACAAAGCUAGGAGUCACUUCUGAUAGUAAAUAAGGAUGCUACCAUUAAUACUAGCUUUAAGUUGAAAUAAUGAUACUAUUUCAUCAUCAGCAACUCAGUCAGCAAUGCUGGAUGCUGUUCUAGUUAAGAAAAAUAAUGAACCCUUAAACAAGAGCUCAAACAUUGAAAAUUCUGAUAUAAAUCGUUCCGGAAUGUCAGAGAAUUUGCCAAACCCUAUCAAAAAGCCAAAAACUAGUUACAACAAAAGUCGAACAAGAAAAGCUGGAUUCAGGCCUCUUAUGCUCACAUCCUCCAAGAAACCCAUAAAUACACGAAAUUCUUCCCACCAUAACCUAACCCAGCACAUCACCCCUCAAAAUCUUUAAAAUUCAACUCCAAGCACUCAAAAU
Moneuplotes crassus is the source of this 1114-nucleotide messenger RNA. The record is from the annotation of a GenBank genome assembly. Lineage: Eukaryota; Ciliophora; Spirotrichea; Euplotida; Euplotidae.